UUGUUUUAGACAGACGGUUACAGGGUGUGGAUUUUAAAACUAGUAGCAACCCCGUGGUGAGGCACAACGUUUCUUUUGUCUGCUGUUAAACAGAUGUCCCGUUACAAAAAGGCGGGUAACGUGGACAGGCUGGCGGCCUUUCGAACCACGAAGCCGGAAACAGCUAUUCCUUACGGUCUGCUAAAAGCAGCCAGGAAAAGCGGCCAGCUAAACCUGUCCGGGCGAGACUUGUCUGAAGUCCCUCAGAAUGUAUAUCGGCUUAACAUUGAUGAGCCAUUGGAAGCCCAGGAGAACGUAUCGUUUGGAGGAUCAGAUCGUUGGUGGGAACAGACUGACCUCACCAAGCUCCUGCUGUCUUCCAAUAAACUAACACAGCUGUCUGAAGACAUUAAACUCUUACCUACACUGACUACACUGGAUCUCCAUGACAACCAGCUGAGCAGUUUACCCAGUGCACUUGGAGAGCUACAGGAGCUUCAGCAACUGCGACUAAGCCAUAAUAAGUUGUCAUCGCUGCCAAAAGAAGUGUGUGCUCUAAGGAACCUUCGUUCCCUAACACUGCAGCAGAAUCUUCUGGAAAAUGUGCCAGAGGAAAUAGGACAGCUGGGAACCCUGACAGAGCUGGAUUUGUCCAACAAUCUUCUGGAGCAUUUGCCCUCCAGUAUUGGAUGUCUGAAGACUCUACAGAAAGUCACCCUUUGUCACAACAAGCUUACCUGUCUGCCUGACAGCAUGGGCCAGCUAACAAAUGUAAGGCUCCUGGACUGCAGCAAUAAUCAGCUGACUGACUUUCCUGUCAGCCUGUCAGGGAUGCUUCAUCUGGAGCAGCUUUAUCUCCGACACAACAAGCUCAGCCGACUGCCCCAGCUCCCUGCACCAGCACUUAAGGAAUUGUUUGCUGGGAACAACCAGAUUGAGCUGUUGGAGAUGGAGCAGCUGGCCUCUCUGACAGCUGUAACUCUUCUAGAACUGAGAGAUAACAGGAUCAGAAACAUCCCUGAAGAGAUUACUUUGCUGCUCACUCUGACAAGGCUUGACCUCACAAAUAAUGACAUUAGCACUCUACCAGCUUCUUUGAGCCUGCUACCCAACCUGAAGGUGUUGCUGCUGGAGGGAAACCCUCUCCGUGGAAUAAAGAGAGAAAUUCUGGCUAAAGGAACCAGUGACCUUCUGAAAUAUCUAAGAAGAAGAAUUAAAGAGGAGCCUGAGAGAGCAGCUGGAAGACCAACUGCAAUGACUUUACCAUCUGAAGCUGUAGUAAAUGUACAUGACAUCAAAUCUCUUAAGACACUGGAGUACAGCAACAAGCAGGCAGAGAGCAUUCCAGAUGCGCUGUUUGACGCUGCAGCAUAUCAAGCUAUAAUCACAGUUAACUUCAGCAGGAACCAGCUGACAUCUAUACCUUUUCGACUGCUGGAGUUCCGUUCCUCACUGUCAGAUAUGAAUCUGGGUUUCAACAGACUGAGCAGAUGUUCGCCUGACAUCUGCACCUUACAACAGCUCACACACAUUGACCUCAGAAACAACCAACUGACUGAAUUGCCAUCUGAAAUGAAGAACCUAUCUAAACUACGAUCCAUUAUACUGAACUACAACAGGUUCAGCUCCUUCCCUGAAGCUCUGUAUCAUAUCCUAACUUUGGAGACAGUGAUGCUUGGGAAUAACCAGGUGUCUGGGGUAAAUCCCAGCCAUCUGAUGAAGUUGAUCAAUCUGUCCACACUGGAUCUGUCUAACAAUGACCUGCUGAACAUCCCCCCUGAACUGGGCUUGUGUACCAGCCUCAGAUGCCUGAGUCUGGAAGGGAAUCGCUUCCGCACACCCAGAGCAGCCAUUAUGGCGAAAGGAACUGAUGUGGUGUUGGAGUACCUGCGCAGCCGCAUACCUACAUGAAGAAUGGAUUAACCUGAAAGCUUAGGAUCAAAAUGGAUCUCUUUCCGAUUUGCAAUCACUUUUUUUCAUUGAUUACAUUUAAUGCUUCAGUUUGAUGCUAAAAAUCCACCGUUGUUUUUUUUUUUUUUUAGAAAUGUAAUGUCCAAUAUAUUCUAAGAAGUUAUUCAAGAACAUAAAGAAUUCCCCAUUUA
Molecule: messenger RNA, 2081 nt
Organism: Girardinichthys multiradiatus
Lineage: Eukaryota; Metazoa; Chordata; Actinopteri; Cyprinodontiformes; Goodeidae
Gene: lrrc40
Product: leucine rich repeat containing 40
Exons: 15
Coding region: 94-1890 (598 amino acids)
Molecular function (GO): protein binding
Source: RefSeq, a predicted model, not a curated record